UUUGCGGUACAUGAUGACCUCCGCCUUUUCUGUAAGUUGAGUAGGGAAUUUUGAACAUUUCUAUUUCACUGUUAUGACCCGCAACGUAUUAAUUUGAACCUCAUAUAUGUUUAGGAAAAGGUCAUGAAGUUUGCUCAAGACUCCCAUGAUGGUGUUAAGAAGACUGCCGUUGAUCGCAUCCGGUUGCUUGAUUGGAUGACGAAGGAGAGGGAGAAGAUUGCGGGUGCAUCUAUUAAAAAUAUAGAACCCAAUCAUACCCAUGAAGGGACUGUGUUUUCACGAAUAUCUGAGGUACAAGUUCAAUGAGAGUGACAUAUGAAAGUGGCAAAUUCUCAUGGUUGUCACCCAGGCGGUAUCAAACUUAUUUAAGUUAAUCUUUCGUACUCAUUUUUAUUGAACAAUUGUUUAUCCCAGUACUUGAGCAGCUAGGACCCUACACAAACCAUUGGUGGUGUCUUGUUAUAUCCACCGACCCUCCAACCGUAUACGUCAUUGACUCUUUGAUCUCAAAUCCAGUGGAGGAGCGUCAUACUGUAAUUGAUAAACUUGUAACUUAUUGACGCUUGUAAUUAGUAAUAUCUGAUUAUACAUCUUUUGUUUAAUGCUAGGAACUUUUUAUGAUGUGUCCCUUCUUUUGUUUAUCCAGCUAAUAGGGGUUGACAAACUGUUAUUUUAUGGGGAGGAUGAUGACAGUUGGGGGCAGCUCCUUACAUGGCGACGGACGCGGAUAGAUAUAGAAAUCCAGGAAGACAACCACAGUUGCGGUGUCCGGAUGCUGCUAUCCAUUAAGGAGUUUGCUGAAGGAUAUGAGGGGCUCCGUAUACCAGACAUUGAAGUAGCGCGUCGGUUGUUGCUGACCCAGGACAUUUUAAGUCCUUAUAACCUUGAACUUCAUCGUGUAAAAGUUAUGGUGAACGGGACAACGCAGUCUCAAAAUAUCUGAAAACUUUUUGUGCCCUUUAGUCUUAGUGAUAUGGAUUCGGAUUCUUGUUGGGAUGUUUAGAUGUGGUCCAAAUGGCCCAAAUAGUUAAGGUGGAUUAAGUUGGGGUUUAUUAAACAAGUUAGUUUUCAUGGUAGUUGGAUUCAAAUGUAAUAGUUCUGAUUUGUUAUCCUAAA
Spinacia oleracea (spinach) is the source of this 1116-nucleotide messenger RNA. RefSeq lists its product as uncharacterized. NCBI's taxonomy places the organism in Eukaryota, Viridiplantae, Streptophyta, Magnoliopsida, Caryophyllales, Amaranthaceae. The record is from RefSeq and is a predicted model, not a curated record. Bases 602 to 943 code for a protein of 113 amino acids. The transcript has 2 exons.